AUGUGGAACUAUUGCAGUCAGUUUUAUGAAUUUGGAAUAUUGCACAACACUUUAAAUAUUCUGUUAGGAAUUGAAUUUAGUGGACUUGCUACAACUCCGGCUAAAUUCGUUUAACUAUUAUUGUCAAAACAUUUCUACAUAUCUUAAAAUUACUUAACUCCAAUGCAAGUAAAAGAAUUUGAAGAUGCGCUUUCGAAGUGUGAUGAGUUUGAUCAGAGAAAAUUAGGGACAGUUAUUGGAAUGAUCUUAUUGGGAGCGAUAGGAUUUUUUGUUUUUGGAUUUGCUUUAGUGGGAGGGAUUGGAGGAGGAGUUUUGGGUGUGUUUGGAGGUCAUUAGGUAGGAAAGAGAAUUAAGAAAACCUUAUAAAAUAAAUAGGAUAUUACAGAGAUAGAUAUUUAUGAUAUAAGAAUUAGAACUAUCCUAAAAUGGGCGUAAUAAUAGUAAAAGAAAUAUAAUUAUAAUUUAAAUCUAUAAAGAUUUGUAAUUGAUAAAAUCCUAACAGAAAUAAAGGUAGCACUUCAUUUUAGAUAUUUCUCAAUCAUCAAUUAAAUUCAACUUCAAAAACUUUUGAAAAAGGCUUUUGUUUUUCUAAAACAGGAUUUGUAUCUAUGUUCCAUAGAAUUAAGUUUAUUAUUAUUAUAAGAACAAUUAAAGAUUUUAAAGUAUUUUAGUUUGUAGGAUUAAAAUAUAUAUCUUAAUUAAGGAGAGACUCAACUGGUUAAUGAAUAGUCUCAUUUUAGAAAUCAACUUGAAAUCUCUAUUUUAAAAGGCAUUGAUAAUGUCAUAAAACCAGUAGUCACAUUAUUUUCAAAUUAGUUACCUGAUCAUAAAUUACCUUAGAUUAUUAAAAAGGCUAGAGAGUUCAUUUAUUCAAAUGAGAUUGCUCAUUUGUCUAAAUAAUAUCCAGAUCCAUAAAUGAGUAUCUACUAUAUUAAAAUGCUUAAUUCUUAAUUAAAUCUAAAGGUAAACACUACUAGUCUGAAAUUAUAUGUUUAACAGUAAAAUUUUAGAAACUUGGAGAAUGUUGGUUAAGAUAUCUAAUUUAUCAUGUAGAAAUAAAAUACUAUUUUAAAUUUAUAAUAGGAGGAUGAAAUUAAAUUAAAUAUAGAAUAAAUAUAAGCUGAAGAAUAAUAAUGUGAUAUGAUUAUAUAAAAUAAUGAAUCACAAGUGGAACUAGAUCAAAUAAAGGGAAAAUCCUAAUAGAUUAAAUUGAAGUUGCAUUCUCAUCCAAAUAAAAUAUCAUUCUCAAAAAUUGAUCCCAAAUUCUACUUAAAUCCAACCCCAUUGUAAUCUUACGACGAUAUAAUCCACAAUUUUGAAAGAGAAAAUUAAUAACCACUCUAUCCUUAACAUUAUUGCCAAAAAACAAUUGAAAAAUUCAAUUUAUUUUUAUAAUUGAUACAUGAACCUACCAAUAAAUGGGAUUUGGCUAUAAAUAAUAAGGAUGCCCAGAUUUAUAAAACCUUAAAAGAAGGCUCUGACAGUGUAUUUAUCAAAGGAUUUGGGAUAAUUAAAGAUACUACCCUAGAAUUGGCACUAAAAGUAGUUUAUGAUAUAAAAUUGAGGAGAGAAUGGGAUAAAUUACUCAGAGAUUUCUAGAUUAUCCAAACAGAAACUGAAGAUAUAGAUAUUGUGGCUUAUUAUGUUCAACCUCCGAUUAGUCUAGUCACUCCCAGAGAAUGGGUCUAGAGAAGAAUUUUGAGAUAGGAUUUCCCUUAAACAGGGUAGAUCACUUUACUAUUUUAUUCUGUUGAUUAUCCUCAACAUCCAAUAAAUAGCAAAAGAAUUAGAGCACACACAGAAAUAUCCUCUAUGAUCUUUGAAGUUCAUGAAUAAAACAAUGUGAAAAUCUCGAUUUGUUCUAACAAUGAUAUUAAAGGAUAUAUACCAAAAAUGAUAGUAAACAGAGCAAGUGCUAGUGGACCUAUAGACUGGUUUAAGAGUAUGUAGGGAGCUUGCAAUAAAUAUAAAUGA
Messenger RNA from Paramecium tetraurelia, 1974 nucleotides. RefSeq lists its product as uncharacterized. The transcript has 4 exons. Lineage: Eukaryota; Ciliophora; Oligohymenophorea; Peniculida; Parameciidae. Gene Ontology annotation, molecular function: lipid binding. The record is from RefSeq and is a predicted model, not a curated record.